AUGGGCUCUGGGCGCAGCACUGAGCACGCCCAACCUUGCUGUGAGUCCGAAGGCUCCAGAGCCGCUUCAAAGCUGCUGCUCAACGCAGCACGCCGCUGCGACGCGGAUGCUGUGCAAAAAGCGCUGGUCAUGGGGGCUGAUCCCAAUACCAGGAGCGACCAUUCGGGCCGACCUGCAUUGAGCUUUGCUGCGCAAUGUGCAGACACCUCCCAACCAUUACAACACCUGUUGUGUGCACGUGCUCAUGUGGACGCUACAGCACAUGACGGGCGCACUGCAUUGCACAUUGCAGUUGCAUGGGAAAGAGGGGCAGCUGCGUCAAAGCUGGUGGAGGUACUGCAAAACUGCAGAGACUGCCCGGCUCUAAAAAGUCCUCACAGCGAAUGCGUACCCGUGAUGUACAUGGAAUUCCAUCAUGCGUAG
Molecule: messenger RNA, 423 nt
Organism: Symbiodinium pilosum
Lineage: Eukaryota; Dinophyceae; Suessiales; Symbiodiniaceae
Source: the annotation of a GenBank genome assembly